This is a messenger RNA of Trichechus manatus latirostris (Florida manatee), 2178 nucleotides long. It is a transcript of the gene THOP1, whose product is annotated as thimet oligopeptidase 1. Gene Ontology annotation, cellular component: mitochondrial intermembrane space. The transcript is spliced from 13 exons. Gene Ontology annotation, molecular function: metalloendopeptidase activity. Gene Ontology annotation, biological process: proteolysis; peptide metabolic process. The record is from RefSeq and is a predicted model, not a curated record. Lineage: Eukaryota; Metazoa; Chordata; Mammalia; Sirenia; Trichechidae.
GGCAGUCGCGGCGGCGUUGGAAGCAGUUCACCCCGGACGAAGUGGAGCGAGGGAGCCGCCGGCGCACACCCACCCACCAUGAAGCCCCCCGCAGCCUGUGCAGGCGAGGUCCUGGACGUGGCGUCUCCGUGCCCCAUGGUGAACUACCUGCGCUGGGACCUGAGCGCCCAGCAGAUCGAGGAGCUGACCAGGGAGCUCAUGGAGAAGACCAAGCGCGUGUACGACCAGGUGGGAGCCCAGGAGUUUGAAGACGUGUCGUACGAGAGCACGCUCAAGGCCCUGGCUGAUGUGGAGGUGUCUUACACGGUUCAGAGGAAUAUCCUUGAUUUCCCCCAGCACGUCUCCCCGUCCAAAGAGAUCCGGACCGCCAGCACGGAGGCGGACAGAAAGCUGUCAGAGUUUGACGUGGAGAUGAGCAUGCGGCAGGAUGUGUACCAGAGGAUUGUCUGGCUGCAGGAAAAAGUUGAGAAGGAUACGCUGAGGCCGGAGGCCACGCGGUACCUGGAGCGGCUGAUCAAGCUCAGCCGGAGGAAUGGGCUGCACCUCCCUGAGGAGACCCAACAAGUGAAAAGCUUGCAAAAAUAGCGCAAAGAACUCACGUACCCUUGGUCCAGUUGGGGUCGACCCGACAGCAGGUGGCGUUGAUGUUUUUCCCUAGGAGGGCUCCCCGAGGACUUUCUCAACUCCCUGGAGAAGACCGAGGACGACAAGUUGAAGGUCACCCUCAAGUACCCACACUACUUCCCCCUCCUGAAGAAGUGCUACGUGCCGGAGACCCGGAGGAAGGUGGAGGAGGCCUUCAACUGCCGCUGCAAGGCGGAGAACUGUGCCAUCCUCAAGGAGCUGGUGGCCCUGCGGGCUCAGAAGUCCAGCCUGCUGGGGUUCAGCACGCACGCUGACUAUGUCCUGGAGAUGAACAUGGCCAAGACCAGCCAGGUGGUGGCCACCUUCCUAGACGAGCUGGCCCAGAAGCUGAAGCCCCUCGGGGAGCAGGAGCGUGCUGCGAUCCUGGAGCUGAAGAAGGCCGAGUGUGAGCGGCGAGGCCUGCCGUACGAUGCACGGAUCAACGCCUGGGACAUGCGCUACUACAUGAACCAGGUGGAGGAGAUGCGCUACAGCGUGGACCAGAACCUGCUGAAGGAGUACUUCCCCAUGCAAGUGGUCACCCAGGGGCUGCUGGCCAUCUACCAGGAGCUGCUGGGGCUCACCUUCGACCGCGAGGAGGGCGCCACCGUGUGGCACAAGGACGUGACGCUGUACACCGUGCGCGACUCGGCCUCCGGGCAGGUGAUCGGCAAGUUCUACCUGGACCUGUACCCUCGGGAAGGGAAGUACGGGCACGCGGCCUGCUUCGGCCUGCAGCCAGGCUGCCUGCGGCCGGAUGGGAGCCGCCAGAUCUCCAUUGCCGCCAUGGUGGCCAACUUCACCAAGCCCACGCCGGAUGCCCCGGCUCUGCUGCAGCACGACGAGGUGGAGACCUACUUUCACGAGUUUGGCCACGUCAUGCACCAGCUCUGCUCCCAGGCGGAGUUCGCCAUGUUCAGCGGCACGCACGUGGAGCGGGACUUCGUGGAGGCGCCCUCGCAGAUGCUGGAGAACUGGGUGUGGGAGCGCGAGCCGCUGCUGCGCAUGUCCCGCCACUACCGCACAGGCGACGCCGUGCCCCCAGGGCUGCUCGACAAGCUCAUCCAGUCCCGGCAGGCCAACACGGGUCUCUUCAACCUGCGUCAGAUCGUCCUGGCUAAGGUGGACCAGGCCCUGCACACGCAGACGGGCGCCGACCCAGCUGAGGAGUAUGCCCGGCUGUGCCAGGAGAUCCUCGGGGUCCCAGCCACGCCAGGCACCAACAUGCCGGCGACCUUCGGCCACCUGGCGGGAGGCUACGACGCCCAGUACUACGGCUACCUGUGGAGCGAGGUCUACUCCACGGACAUGUUCCACACGCGCUUCAAGCAGGAGGGCGUCCUCAACAGCAAGGUGGGCAUGGACUACCGGAGCUGUAUCCUGAGACCUGGGGGCUCCCAGGACGCCAGUGCCAUGUUGAAGUGCUUCCUGGGUCGUGAGCCCAGGCAGGACGCCUUCCUUCUGAGCAAAGGGCUGCUGGUGGAGGGCAGCGAGCCGCCGGCCUGCUGACGGUGCCUGCUCUCUGUGCUCUGAGCUCAGCGCCGCCGCCACCCC